CAUUGGGAACUGACGGGUUAAAUUACCUACUAUUGAUCAAUUGUUAUUGUGUCAUCCACUCUUACCGACAAAAACUGAGACAUCGAAAUUCUAACAUUGAACGGCAGUGUCGCUCUCUCAUAUUGACAUUUCUGGAGCUUCCUAAUUUGCUAUGGACGCUGUCACAGAUUGGUACUGCAAUAUUGGAGUCUACAGUGCGACUGGGGGCAGAAGCCAUUACGUUUACAACUCUAGUCGAAACAAUAAUCUGUGCGGAAACCUUAAACCUAAUUAACGUUGCCAUAACGUUAAUAUAAUCAAUAGGCAGCUGUUUUGCAGCUGCAAAAUUCGAAUACGCGACAGAUUUACGCAUUUGCAAACUCCGUCUAACCUAACUCUUAGUGUUUUCGUACUAAGCUGAAGCCGGUUUUUAGCACGUCAAAUUAGGUAAAAUGAGUUCGUACUGCGUGGUUACGUCCGACUUUGUGAAUUUGUCGAUCACGAACUCGGGUCAAGAAUCAUGUUGCGUCGAACGUCGAUUUCAGAAAGGAAUAACUGUCGACCAGUUUAAGGGGAAGUUGGAGCUUCUCACGGGAGGCAAUCCAGCUACGAUGUCGAUUGAAGUGUAUGAUAAGAAUGACAAGCUUAUUUGCAAAUUGGAAGAAGGACACCACCUUUUGGGAUCUUAUCCGAUUGAUGACGGCAUGAGAAUACAUGUCAUUGACAAUUUCUCAUGUACCACAGAAGAUUUAGAUGGUGUGAAAAAGUUUGAAAUAUCUGAGGAGGAAUAUGCCAAGAAGACAGAUACCGUCAAAGCAUUCCUGGAGAAGAACAAGCUAGGAAAGUAUAAUGAAGAGGAUAUGAAGAAGAGAGCGGAAGAGAAAAAACGUGAGGAGGAGGUGGAGGAACGCUUAGCCAGUUUGUGCAAAGUUGGAAAUCGCUGUGAAGUGUAUGUUCCAAAUCAACCAAAACGAAGAGCCACUAUCUUAUAUGUUGGUAAAACUGAAUUUAAGGAAGGCUGGUGGAUCGGUGUUAAAUAUGAUGAACCUCUUGGCAAAAAUGACGGAAGUGUGGAUGGCAAAAGAUACUUUGAGUGUGCACCAAAGUACGGUGGUUUUGUAAAGCCAAUGCACAUAAAGGUCGGAGAUUUUCCCGAGGAAGACUUCGAUUUGAAUGAAGAGCUGUAAAAUACCACGAUUGACCCGACGAAUAUCCUUUAUUUCAUUACAAUUUUGUCAAAGCAAUCGUGCAUAAAACAGCUUUUUAGCAUAUAGAGUUAAAUAUUUUUUCUUAAAGGGAUUUUCUGGUCUUGGGAGACGAAUUCAAGCGUAUUUUUAGGAAUUUUUUAAUGCAUAAAAUUACGAUGUCAAUAUACAAAUGUUGAUGCAUCAAGAUCAUCUAGCAUUAUUCCUAACUAAGCUUAAACUUUUUCUCCAUAUUGCAACAAAAAUCAUCUAGAACAUGACAGCAAAUCAUUAGUCAAGUGAAUUAGCUAAUUGAUCUCUUUUUAAAUAAAUAAUCCGAAGAUAA
This is a messenger RNA of Dinoponera quadriceps, 1509 nucleotides long. RefSeq names its product tubulin-folding cofactor B (gene TBCB). Gene Ontology annotation, molecular function: alpha-tubulin binding; microtubule plus-end binding. The record is from RefSeq and is a predicted model, not a curated record. The transcript is spliced from 7 exons. NCBI's taxonomy places the organism in Eukaryota, Metazoa, Arthropoda, Insecta, Hymenoptera, Formicidae. Gene Ontology annotation, cellular component: microtubule plus-end; nucleus; cytoplasm. Bases 432 to 1166 code for a protein of 244 amino acids. Gene Ontology annotation, biological process: post-chaperonin tubulin folding pathway; tubulin complex assembly; cytoplasmic microtubule organization.